AUGAGUCUGCGUUGUGCCGCGCUCGCUACCAUCGUAGCUACCCUCUUUGCUAGCUGCAUCGCUCAAUCCUCCGCCACCGCCACAGUGUCUGACCCGGCUAGUGCGAUUCAUUCCCCGAAUGAAGCCCAACACACGGGUAAUCGAUUCCUACGCACGCCCGUAUCAGCGGGUGGUGAGAGCGAAGGUGACGAGAGAGGGCUGGACUGGUUUACCUCCAAUGCUGCCAAAGCACUGAAGACCCAAAAAGCAAAGUGGAUCAAGAACGCGCAGAUAUACGAUGAUCUUAUCAUGCAAAAGAGGACCACGCGGGACGUGUACACGGCCUGGAGGGAGCUGAACGCUUCGCCGGAAAAAAUUGAAAGGGCGAUGGCGAAGGUUGGCUACGGAGGCGAUGACUACAAGUACAUCGUGGACGGCUACAAGAACCACCUGGAGUACAUGAAGAACGUUCAGCUGCACUAG
This is a messenger RNA of Phytophthora sojae, 462 nucleotides long. It is a transcript of the gene Avh1b-81, whose product is annotated as Avr1b-1 avirulence-like protein. The coding region runs from base 1 to 462 and encodes 153 amino acids. NCBI's taxonomy places the organism in Eukaryota, Oomycota, Peronosporomycetes, Peronosporales, Peronosporaceae. The record is from RefSeq and is a predicted model, not a curated record. The transcript has a single exon.